CAACUGCUAAAAUCCUACACAACACCACACCUGAGCAAGAACAAGUUGAAGUUAUGAUUCCUAUGCAACCAUAUAUUGAUCUGUAAUAAUAACCGACAAAUAAACGAAAGAAAGCAUGGCUAUGUAUUUGAGACGAGCAGUCUCUUACCGGAACACAAUUCUACUUCUUAGAAGCGGAAGCUCUUCUCUGCAAUCCUACAGAAACUUGUCUCACGCUCUCUGCUAUCGCAAUUCGGGGAUCAUUGGGACCCAGUACAAUGACCCCACUCUUUCUUCUCUAGAGUUCCUGCGAGAUUUUCGCCGAGGUUUUGCCAAAUCCAAAAAGUCGAGGGAUGAUUCAGCUUCUGGGAGUACGGUUGAAUUUGUGGAUAUUGGGCCUACUGUUAAAGAAGCUGCUGUCUCACAGAUGGAUGCAGCAAUAGUUGCCUUGUCACGAGAAUUAACCAAACUAAGAACAGGAAGGGCAUCUCCAGGGAUGCUUGAUCACAUCAUUGUAGAAACCGGUGGCGUGAGGAUGCCCUUGAAUCAUUUAGCUGUCGUUUCGGUCUUAGAUUCUAAAACUUUAUCAAUAAAUCCUUAUGAUCCAAAUACUGUAAAAGAGUUAGAGAAAGCCAUUGUUUCAUCUCCACUAGGGUUGAAUCCUAAAGUGGAUGGGGAACGGUUGGUUGCAGCUAUUCCACCAUUGACCAAAGAGCACAUACGGGCUAUUUGUAAGUUGGUAUCAAAGACUUCUGAAGAUGUUAAACAGAGUAUAAGAAGAGCUCGGCAGAAGGCAUUGGAUACAAUGAAGAAAGCAGGUUCAAGUUUUCCUAAAGAUGAAGCAAAGAGACUGGAGAAAGAGGUAGAUGAGUUGACUAAGAAGUUUGUCAAAUCAGCAGAAGAUAUGUGCAAGGCGAAAGAGAAGGAAAUCACGGAAGGCUGAGUAAGCAAUGUGAUACGGUCCAUACGGAUAUCAUUUAAUAUCUUCUAAUUUAUAGACACCUGAAAUUCAAUUACUCUAUUCUGAAAGUUAUCUGUAGAUUUAGACGAAUAUUGGCUGUUCACUUCCUGAGAGGAUGGGGCAUGUCACAUUUAUAUGAGAAAAUCUAGAGAUCUGAUACUCUAUUACAAAAGCAUCCAAUACAAUUUGUUUUCCGUUGACUUCACCAUUCAAAAUAAUAGAUUUGGAGUUUUGAUUGUAA
Pistacia vera is the source of this 1181-nucleotide messenger RNA. Its product is annotated as ribosome-recycling factor. Gene Ontology annotation, cellular component: mitochondrion. The transcript is spliced from 8 exons. Gene Ontology annotation, molecular function: ribosomal large subunit binding. Gene Ontology annotation, biological process: translation. Bases 116 to 922 code for a protein of 268 amino acids. The record is from RefSeq and is a predicted model, not a curated record. NCBI's taxonomy places the organism in Eukaryota, Viridiplantae, Streptophyta, Magnoliopsida, Sapindales, Anacardiaceae.